AUGCGGUUCCCCUUUGCGUUUUCUCUCGCGGCAUUCUUUGCUUUUCUUUCCACCUCCGCGGCCUCGCAAGUCAUUACCUUGACUGCAGCCAACUUUGACUCCGUAGUCAAGCACGAGCCGCUGAUCAUGGUUGAAUUCAUUGCCUCGUGGUGUCCACAUUGCCAGACGUUGGCUCCCAUUUAUGAGAGAACCGCGACAAACCUCCAAGGCACUGCGAAGUUUGCAAAGAUCGACUGCUCCAAGGCUCCAGAGUCAGAGAUCUGUAAGGCCAGCGGCAUCCAGGGCUAUCCGACACUAUUGAUCUACCGCAACGGCCAGCACACGGAGUACAAGAACCAACGAGACGUCGCAGCAUUGACUGACGCCAUGUUAGCGCACAUUCCAAACCUCAACAACCGCUGUCCCGCCCCUCGAGAAGGCGGGUCCUAG
This is a messenger RNA of Fomitopsis serialis, 429 nucleotides long. Its product is annotated as thioredoxin-like protein. The record is from RefSeq and is a predicted model, not a curated record. The transcript has 4 exons. Gene Ontology annotation, biological process: response to endoplasmic reticulum stress. Gene Ontology annotation, molecular function: protein-disulfide reductase activity; protein disulfide isomerase activity. Gene Ontology annotation, cellular component: endoplasmic reticulum lumen. NCBI's taxonomy places the organism in Eukaryota, Fungi, Basidiomycota, Agaricomycetes, Polyporales, Fomitopsidaceae. Bases 1 to 429 code for a protein of 142 amino acids.